Austrofundulus limnaeus is the source of this 1042-nucleotide messenger RNA. Its product is annotated as rho guanine nucleotide exchange factor 7. Lineage: Eukaryota; Metazoa; Chordata; Actinopteri; Cyprinodontiformes; Rivulidae. Gene Ontology annotation, biological process: lamellipodium assembly. Gene Ontology annotation, molecular function: protein binding; guanyl-nucleotide exchange factor activity. The record is from RefSeq and is a predicted model, not a curated record. Gene Ontology annotation, cellular component: cytoplasm; lamellipodium.
CGCUAGAGGGGUCUAUAAAGUCGCUAGAUCUAGUGACAAAGUCGCUAAGUUGACAACACUGAUGCAAAGGUGUGGUGGCAUAGCUUUCAAAAUCAAAGUUUGAAAACUUAACCAGGCCCACUGACCCACUUAACGGCAUGCUUUUAUUUUGAAAACUAAUUUAGGAAGUAGUGUUCUCUCAACUCCUGUUUUGACUCCGAAGCUGCAGCUGAGUGUAAACCAAGGUGAUGCUGUCAUCCUCUGUCCGAGGGAGGCCGUCAUGUUUCAGUUCCACCUCCUUCCUUCCGUCCCAGCCUGACCAGUCCAGUUAGGUUCAAUGUCUGAAAGAGGGAGUCUCGUGUUUGGACAGAUCCCUGCGCGCUGUUAAUAACCUGAGAGUUCACCAUGAACGCAGCCGAGCAGACUGUAACGUGGCUCAUUACUCUGGGGGUCCUGGAGUCCCCAAAGAAAAGCGUCUCGGAUCCGGAGGCUUUUCUCCGGACGUCUCUGCGGGAUGGAGCGGCUCUGUGCCGGCUGCUGGAGCGCCUCAGACCCGGGGACUGUGGCAGGUUUUUCCAGGAGCCGAGGAGCGACAGCGAGUGUCAGAGGAAUAUUACCGAGUUCRUUAAAGGCUGCGGGGCUUUCGGUGUGGAGACUUUUGAGGUCAGUGACCUGCUGCAGGGACUGAACUUCUCUAAAGUACUGAACACCCUGGUUGCCCUCAAUAAAGCCACUGAAGGCCCUUCAGGAGACAGUGUAUKUGUGCCGCACACAUCAAAUUUAAGGAUCAAAUCAUUUGACUCCCUGAACACUCAGACUCGCUCCUCUAAAGUGCUGCAGAUUCAGUACCGYAGUUUGGACAUGUCAGAUGGCAGUGGGUGUGGCCAGGUGCUGGUCAAAGCGCGCUUCCCCUUUCAGCAGACCAACGAGGACGAGCUCUCCUUCACCAAGGGUGACAUCAUCACCGUGUCCAGGCAGGAGGAUGGGGGCUGGUGGGAAGGCUCACUAAAUGGGAAGACUGGGUGGUUUCCCAGUAACUAUGUACGGGAGCUGAAAGGGAGCG